GUUUGUUCGGCUUUGGGUGUCAGCCGCUUUGUAGUUUUGCGUGAUAAUUAUAGAAAUAAUCAGUGCUAUCGUUGUAAAAGUGAAUAGAAAAUGGUUUAAUAAUUGUGCGAUGACUUUAUUGUCGCGUUAUUGCGCGUAAUAUACGUAAAAUCGAGGUGCUUCCGCCAUGACAAUGGGUAGCACCGUCGGGAAGUAUCCCGCGGCACUUGUUCUAUAUUUUCUGUGUAUGGGACUAUGGUAUCCAAUUUUAGCUCAAGAUGAAGUGAAGAUAAUUGAUUUAUCCCCAUGGAAGGCUAAUUUGCACAAUACAUCCGAAGUCACCUGCACUGUUGCCCCGGAGAAUGCUGAAAUUUCAUGGAUGUUCCAAGCUAAACCCUUAGUACCCAACAAUAGAACUAAUGCUACCACCAGCAAAAAGGAUUCAACAGAAGGUGAACGAUAUAUCCUAUCCAUAUUGUCAAUAAAAGAUACGAAUUCAGAGGAUGCCGGCAACUACACGUGUGUUGCUAAAGUUGGUAGCGCUGAAGACUCCAAGGUGGCCAACUUAGACCUGAGCUUCCCUGCACGACUGGUCAAUACGACGAGCAGUCCUAUCAGGGAGAAUGUCACCAAUCAUGCUAAUAUAACCCUGGAGUGCGUCUUUGAAGCUUACAAUCCUGGUGAAGUGCGAUGGUGGACGAGAACGAAAGACAAUGUAAAAUUACUCUCAGAAACAAACAACACAAGGAGGAUAGGAGGCGACCUGAUAAAGAGUACCUACGUACUCCACAUCUAUGGUAUUGAAGACAAUGGGACAUACGCGUGUGAGUUAGACGACCUCGUAUCCUCCACAAUCGUAUCAGGAAAGAUAGACGUUCUUCUCACAGCGAAACCUCAAAUUAUAAUAGAAAAUGUCAUUCCUAUAAACACUACACAUGUUUACAUCAAUUGGACUGUCCAUGCAUUCAAUUCGCCUAUCAAGGAGUACCGACUGAUGUACCUUAAUGAGAAGAACAUGGCGGCAGGCUUUCGCCACUACACAGUGCCACCGAAGAUCGAUGCAGCAAACACGUCCUUUCUGUUAGGUGGCUUAGAGAAAGGAACGACGUAUACGUUCAAAAUGCAAGUGGUGACAGAGUACGAUGAAAGCAACCGGGACAGUCCUGAGAGUCUCUACCAUAAUGUGACAAUGUUAUCCGAGGAUCCGGUUUUUGUACCAAACAUAUCUAUCAACGGGUUUUCGGCUACAUCAGUGACGAUUGGAUGGGCCCCACCGCCGGAUGAUAUAGCUGAUUUAAUACAUUAUUACAUACUAGAGGCACAGAAGAAGGAUAAUGGUACGAUUAAUUUGCGAGCCUGUCACGAACGUAAUGGAAAGAAUCUGCCGUAUAUGUUUGAUAAUUUGGAGCCACACAGCACUUAUGUGUUUAAGGUACAAGCCUGUUCAGAUUAUUCGAACUCAUGCGGCAACUGGUCGGAGAAGAUGGAGGCUGCUACUCUUGAUGGAGUGCCUGGAGUUCCAAGUAAUGUGGUCGCGAAGUGCAGUGUCGAUUUCCUCAACCUCACUUGGAGCGCCCCUCUGAAGCCUAAUGCUGAAAUCAAAGGAUAUACUAUGGAAAUAACUGGCAACAUGACCUACAAGGACCGUUUUGGAGUCGAGAGAGUAGCUACGUGGGGCCCACUUUCUAAAUUCAUGACCAAUGUUACAAAUAAUACUGGAGUGAACGACCUACCUCCGAACACUCGCUUCAUGAUCCGCUUGAGUGCAGUGACGCGCACGCGGCGACGCGGCGAAGAGAACGUCACUUUUUGUCACACUCUGCCGGCCCCGCCUGACUCACCACCGCGACCAAGAUGGCGGAAGAUCCUAGAAAAUGGCACAUACAUGUUCAAAAUGUAUUUACCUAGAAUGUCGGAAAGAAAUGGACCUAUAUGCUGUUACAGGGUGUACAUGGUCCGGUUGCCUACAGGCAAUAUAGAUUGGAAGAGAUUGCCUUCCCCGCGCGAUAUUGACGUACUUGAAUACAAAGAUUCCCAAACAAAGCUAGGCGCUUACGUCGCUGAUGUUUUCUCAAAUGACAAAUUCACCCGGGACAACAUUGAAUUGGUGUUAGGAGAUGACAAGGUGAUCUUCGACAAGCAAACUGAUCCGACGCUAAACCAGGAUAGGUGUCGCCGUUGCCUCAAGAGGCCGAAGAGGGUUCAUCAUGAGCCAACCCCAGCGCCUAUAACCACCACAACCUUGGAUGAUUUUGAGGCAGACCUGAUGGAUUUUGCAGAAGGCACCGAUGAUCCGAUUGAACGGGACAACUCUGACAGGAUAUCCAGACGGUCUCCUGAUAAUAUUGAUUUCAGCAACAAUCCAACGAUGUUGAACAAACAGGAAGACGACUCUGAAAUCCGAGUGAGAGACGGCCCCCUCGAUCCUACCGCCAACUAUACGCUGUUUGUGGAAUUAAUAUCGAGUUCGGACCCGGACGAGGCAUUGUUCAGUGAGUACACGUCGCUCCUAAUGCCGGCCGCCAGUCCGCCUGUACCCGUCCCGUCCACUGCACUCGAGAUCGCUUUACAGAUAACAUGCGCAGUGGCGGCCGUGAUCCUGCUCCUGAUGAUAGUAUUCUGCAUCAUGCAAACGCGACGCACGCGCAAGAUGCCAGCGCACGUACAGAUCGACAAUCCCUUCUCUUAUGCGCUCAGAUACUGGGACAGUAUCCGCGGCCGCCAGCCCCUGGUGUCCACGGUUCCGCCCGACAUACCCCCCAUACCGAAGGACGAGCUAGCUGCUGCAUAUGCGCAGCGACAAGUCGACUCAGACUACGGGUUCCAGAAGGAAUUUGAAUUGUUGCAGAUGCUACCAGAAUGCUUCCCUGACCGGACGACGCACGCUUCCGAAGCCCGAGAGAACCAGCCUAAGAACAGAUAUCCUGACAUUAAGGCCUAUGACCAGACCAGGGUGAAAUUAUCCCAAAUUGAUGGCAUCACUGGAUCCGAUUAUAUCAACGCGAACUAUGUUAUGGGAUACCAGGAACGCAAACAGUUCAUCUGCGCCCAAGGUCCGACAGACACCACAGUCAACGACUUCUGGCGCAUGAUAUGGGAACAUGGCUUGGAGCUGAUCGUGAUGUUGACCAACCUUGAAGAGUAUUCCAAGGUCAAGUGCUCUAAAUACUGGCCUGAGGAGAGAUCCUCUAGGGCUUUUGGAGGUAUCACUGUGCAUCAUAUUGGUGAAAAGAGAUAUUCGGACUACAUCGUACGAGAAUUGAAGAUCACCAAACAGCCACUCACGGCUGAUGGUCAACCGAUCGUUGAAAACAAUGGCAUCGCCAAGAGGAAUGGAGAUAUAAAAGAAGCAUCCGAGUCGAGUGCCCCGACGUCCCCUCGCGAGGUGAAGGAGAGCGGCGAGUGUCGCAUCGUGCGCCAAUACCACUUCCUCAUGUGGAAGGACUUUGCAGCCCCUGAACAUCCACAUUCCAUACUCAAGUUUAUUAAGAGAGUAAACGAAGCAUGGACAAGUAUGGUGGGUCGUCCGGUGGUAGUCCACUGCAGUGCCGGCGUGGGUCGCACUGGUACGCUAGUGGCGCUGGACUGUCUACUGGAACAACUGCGGGCCACUGGGCAAGUGUCCGUCUUCAACACCGUCGCCGAACUCAGGAGGCAGAGGAACUUCUUGGUGCAGUCGCUGAAACAAUACGUGUUCGUAUACCGCGCCUUAGUGGAAUACGCUCACUACGGCGACACGGAGAUCCCCGCCUCACGCCUCAAGCCCGCCGUGGACAGACUGCGCAACACUCCCGACCAUGCUGAUAAAUGUCUUAUGGAAGUCGAAUUCGAGAAAAUGCUGAACAGUCCAGUAGCGGAACCUCUGAAGUCUAUGGGCGCCGGCGCAGGCGAGGAGCUGCGCGCGCGCAACCGAAGUCCUGACUGCCUGCCCUACGACAGGAACCGGGUCAUACUCACUCCUAUACCCGGCAGGGAUUUCUCUACGUACAUCAACGCAUCGUUUAUUGAAGCCUACGACAACUCGGAAGGUUUCAUAAUAACGCAGGAUCCGCUACCGAACACGAUCAUGGACUUCUGGAGGAUGGUGUCAGAACACAAUGUCACCACAAUCGUCAUGCUCAGCGAGCUUGGCGAAGGUAAAUGUCCGCGGUACUGGGACGAUGGUACAGUCCAGUAUGAACACAUCUCAGUGCAGUAUGAGGAGAGCGAAUCCUGUCCCUAUUACACCAGGAGACAGUUUAGGGUAACGAAUGAUAAGAGCGGCGAGGUGGUGUUGGUCCGUCACCUGCAGUACCAGGGCUGGCCGACGGCGCGCGGCCACGUGCCGGAGGUGACGCGCGGCCUGGCAGACCUCGCCGACGCCGCCGCGCCCGCCCUCGCGCCCACCAUGCUCGUGCACUGCCAAUUUGGUACGGAGCGAUCCCCCCUAUUCGUGGCGCUAUGCACGCUAAUCCGCGCGCUGCGCGUGGAGCGGCGCGUCGACGUCAGCGCCACCGCGCGCGCCGUACGUACCCAGCGGGCACGCACCAUCGAUACCUUCUUACAAUACGAAUUCCUGUACCGUGCCAUACUCAACUACGCGGAACUACACAAUCUACUAGAGGACAGUUAAGCGAUACCUCAAUAUUCCCUAAAUCUCUAAUCCUAGUACCGUCCUAAGGCUGACCCUUAGGACUCCGCCUUUUAAAGGUCCUGUGAAUAAUUUAAACUGACCUUUUACCUCCGGCACUGCCUAAUUUAUAGAGCUCUUUUGUAUAUUAAAACUAGAUUUUUUAAUAGUUGUCCUUCUCGGUAAUUGCAACUUUAUUCAUUCAAAAUUCCAAUUACAUAGGAUAGGUAAAUUCAGCUUAAAGAGGUUACAAAUAUUUUGAUUAAGAUGAAAGUAUAAAAAAUCCCUGGCUUUUCAUAUGCUUACAUUGAUUUAUGACCGUUUUUGAAGCAUAUUCUUUCUUUUUUUCAAUUCUGUUCGUUUAAUGUUUUCGUCUUCUUACUAAAAGGCUUUUAUCGUUGUUUCUAGGUAAAUAGGUAAAAAACAUGAUAAUUAAGAGGAUAUUUGUUUUUCAGUAUUGACAAAGUAACAAAAAAGAGGCUACUGAAAUUUUCUUUUAUUUAUUAUUAGGUUGUCCCGUCUGGUUUUGUAUGAAAGAGCUCUAAUUGUAGAUAUUACCUUUGGAAUGUACUGUACGCCUAUACGUUGUCAGGCGCUUUACGUAUUGAAGUGUCUUCGUAUUUUAUAAAUGGCAUGGACUUUAAGGCCUAUAACCAUAUUCACGAUAUGGUACAAUCUCUCCCCGCCACCCUAGCGGACUAUCGAACAAUACAUACAGUUUAAGACUAAUUUUUAAGUAUACAUUUUGUAUAUUUGGUGUUUUAUUAUUUGUUUAAUUUACAGAUUUAUAAGACCUUUUAGUUGACGGCGAUUGAUCAAUCGUUAAUAUGUAUGCAGAAGAUUUAUCAAUCAUGUGUAAUAGGAAUGUUAUGUAUACGGUAUUUCGGAUCUCAAUUUAGAUAAAAAAUUAUAUCAGUUAUAGAUAUUUGAUUGAAGAAAAAUUAUCAAAACGAACUAAUAACGAUAGAGGUUUUGUUUUGACAAGAAACAAUAAUCAAACUUUAAAAUUAACGUUGCAUGUAGACUGUUUAGGCUUGGCUCUUAUCCGUAUGCGGUUAGGGAUAUAAUUUUAUUUCCAAUAAAUGAUAGGAUUAUUGAGAUUACGAAACUCCAUAAUUCAGUACAAAGUCCCUGGUUAAUCAGUAUACAAAUGAUUGACCAAUCGCGUGUAUUAAUAAAUUUAAGAUUGAUCAAUCGUUGUUACUAAUCGUGGAAGGUUAUUGACCUAUCUAAUAUUAUGUUUAUAUUGGAUAUAGUAUGAUGUUUACCCUAUACUGCUCACCGUAGGUGCUUUUUAUACAUUUUGGACAAGUUUAUCUUGUAAACGAAUUUAUAUGUAUUAUUUUAAAAGUUUUUUGCAUUAGCAUGGAAACUGUUAUGUGAAAAUAAAUGAAUUUUAAUAAUUAGAAUGUGGGAAUGUCGAUAAAUUAACGCACAAUUUUGGAGUAGAUUUGUUUUAGGGUUUGAAGUUGUAAAACAUCAUAACGCGUGCAGCGUAAAUAUGAAUGAUGGCGUUUAAAUUCUUAUAACAAUUUCUAUGCUAAUGUAACUAAGGUUGAAAUUUAAUAAACGUUACUAUGGACAAGAUUCGGUAACAGAUUUUCUUUGAAAAAAAAAAUGACGUCAUUUAUGUCCUACCUCGGCGGCGUCUCUGACGAACUUAAGUCUUUAAGGCUGUAAUAUUACGAAAAAAAUUGUUGACCAUAAGAAAGGGCAAUUAUUUUACAAGAGGUCUUUAUUAUGACCAUAGAUUCUCUGUGUACCCUUUAUUAAUCAAUGAAGAGACCUUUACAAGGAAGAUGAAUAUUACCGGUUCAUGAACACAGUAACAUUUAUUAAAAUAAACCAAAUGUAUGUUAUGUUCAACUAUAAAUAUAAUGUUUUUACGUUAUUGCUUUACAAAUGUAUGUACAAAAGAUCAUCACUACCAUUUUGUUUUUAUCUCAAUAUAAUUUCGAAGUAUACUUAGUAGAUAGGUUUAUUAUAAAAGCUUCAGCUUCAACUAAUUUUUUAAUCAUCAAACAAGAUUUUUUAAUCGCAACUUGAACUCGUAAUCAAAAUAUAAAGUUUCUGAACAACUGUAUUGUAAGAAAAGAACUAGAAGUACAUAUUGUACAAUGAUCUUAAUCUAAACGUGGUACACAAGCGAAUUUGAAUUGUAUUUCUUAUGAAAUUAGGUCCAAAGUCGACAUAAUGAGACGCAGCUCUCCAUGUCAUGCUAUUUGGGUCUUUGAGGUACGAGUAUUCUGAGUUUAAAUUCGCUUGUCCCCAAAAAUUGUUCAGGAAUCUUAUAAGCUACAAUUCUACACACGCCCCUAGUGAUAGAUCUGUCGUUAUAACAAUAUUACUGUAUUAUUUUAUGUAAUAAUUAUUAUUAAUUGUAAUUUUAUUAUUAUUAUUAUUUUUGGUAUAAAUCGUACCAAAAUGAAAUCGUGUCCAAAGACGUAUAAGAAAUAAAAAAAAAUAUCAAGGCAUAAAUGUGAAGUGGAAACUACGUAUUUAUUUGUUAAAUUAAAAAUAGGAGGCCAUAUUUAAAUGCAUUUUUAAAGGUUUUAAGUUACUUUUGAGAUGAUAAGGUUUUUAAAAAACCUCAAUUUGAUGAUUCGAGGCCAAAAUGACGAUACCCCAAGCUAGCACAAAUUUUUAAAACAAAUGAGGUGUAUGAACUUUUGAUGUGACGUAUCGUGUGUUUAAAAUAAUCAUUUGUGUGUGUUUACAACAAAAA
This is a messenger RNA of Spodoptera exigua (beet armyworm), 7313 nucleotides long. NCBI's taxonomy places the organism in Eukaryota, Metazoa, Arthropoda, Insecta, Lepidoptera, Noctuidae. The record is from the annotation of a GenBank genome assembly.